CGAAGAUUUGCCGUUACCCUCUACAAACAAUGCUGAAUCAAUAAAAUCUCGAAUAUUAAACAAUUUCGCCCACGCUUUGCACAUUUUUGACAAACCUCCACAUGGUUGACUCCCCCUAGGUGGGGGUAGGCUGGAGAAAAGGGGAGUUUGUCUGUUAUAAAAGUAGAUAUCAGCGCGCGAGAACUUCAAUCGCGGUCUGACGGGGUUGUAAUUCAGGGAAGCAUUUUGCUCCGAUCCACGAAUCAGCGGUACGUCAUAUAAGGGUUGAAAACUCUUUCGAAAAAAAGUGCGCGCUGUUAUUUCAAAAGUGCCGAUAAUUUCACAGCAAUAAUGCGACAAACAUCAUCAAAAUCAAUAAAAUCCGCAAAAGUAUUCUGGACGACAUUGUUAGCUUGCUGUCUUCAAGUCACAUUCAUAGAUAUAGCCCAAGCAGAAGCAUCAGCGAAUCCUAAAGUCGAUGAUGAUAGUUUUCAGAUGGACAACGAAAUGCCAAAGCGAGACUGGAACAGGAAUCUGAAUACGUGGGGAAAAAGGGGGUGGAGUAACAUACACGGAGGGUGGGCUCUAAAGCGGAGUGCACCUUCAUGGGUCGACCAGCAGAUAUACCCUUCUGUACCCAUAGCUGAAAAGAGGUCUUGGCAAAACUUCCAGGGUGGUUGGGGAAAGAGGAUGGCUCCAUCAAGUGAAGAAGAGGCGGCGAUGCAAGAAGUCGCUGCCAUGUUAGAACAGCAAGAUCCCAACAGCAUUCCCAUGGAUCCCGAAGAAGAUUUCGCGAUGAAGGAGGAGGACAAAAGAAACUGGAACAAGUUUUCUGACGGUUGGGGCAAGAGAACGAAAUGGGAAAACUUCAGAGGAUCCUGGGGAAAAAGAUCGCCGGCUUGGUCCAAUUUGAAGGGGGUGUGGGGCAAGAGGAGCGAACGGAAUAGUCCCUAAAUUAAUCUACAUCAACAAGAAAUAGGUUGUUAGCAUGGAACCGUAUCAAAUUCUUCACAACCUCGAGGGACUCUUCAAUUCGACUGAUCAUUUGAGAUUCCGAUGAAACACACC
This is a messenger RNA of Phaedon cochleariae (mustard beetle), 1047 nucleotides long. The record is from the annotation of a GenBank genome assembly. NCBI's taxonomy places the organism in Eukaryota, Metazoa, Arthropoda, Insecta, Coleoptera, Chrysomelidae.